AUGCCUCCUCGUCGAGCGCACACCAAGUCCCGCCAUGGGUGUGAUCAGUGCAAGAGGCGCCGUGUCAAGUGUGACGAAUCAGGGCCCCCGUGCGCCAAUUGUGUCUCCCGAGAGCUCACUUGCACCUAUCUGAGAGCGCCGGCCAAGGGUAUUUACCAUGUACAACCACCUACUCAUACUCCGGCCCCGAUACGAAACCUGAGUCCGCUCCAGCCGGUAAUCCUCAGUCCCGCCUCGAAUCGUCCGACCGUUUCCGGCGUGCGCGAUGUGGAAUUGAUGCACAAGUUUGCUACCGAGACGUAUGACAGUCUCUUCAGCUCAUACUCAGGGCAGCAAACCUGGCAAAUCUUUGUUCCGCGUAUGGCUUUGCAGCAUGACUAUCUGAUGAACGGCAUUUUGGCUCUCGGCGCGCUGCACAUAGCCACCUCUCUCGAGCCUCCGGCAUCCUUGGCCUACAUCGACACCGCCCUCCACCACCACAACCUCACGUUUGCGCCAUUCCGCGCCGCCAUCAAUAAUAUUUCUCCAUUGAACAGCGAGGCCGUGCUGGCGCAGUCGAUUGUCACCACCGUAAUUGGCAUCGCCUUACCGCGGCUGACAAGCACACGCGGCGAGAGCCCGAGCAUAACCGAAAAUAUUGUUGUGGUCUUCGAGCUUUUGCAGGGUGUCAAAAACAUUUAUCAGCUUGGUCGAUCAUGGAUCAAGUUGGACUUCUUCUCCCGCCAGAUGGAUUUUUGGAAAACCGACGGUGCUGAUCUGGAUGACGAGACCCGGGCUGCCCUGGACCGACUCGUCACAUUGAAUGACGAGACGCUGGCUACCAUCGAUACCGAUCAACAUCGAAUCAACAAAGACGUUCUUGCUUCUCUUCGCCACUGUUAUGCGCGGUUUAUCAAUUCGCCAGACCCGGCGAAUGUCCUCGCAUGGCUAGCGGCAGUUGACAAGGAGUUUGUGGACAAUGUCGCCCGCCGCCAACCCCUAGCGCUGCUGAUUCUCAUGCACUGGGGAGUGCUUCUCGGCGAGUUGGACGGCCAUUGGUGGUGGGCCCGAAACUCAGGACGCGCGUUGAUCUCAGAAUUGCUGCAGGCGUUACAGCCCGGGGACCUACGAUGGUCCAAUGCUCUGUCGUGGCCCCAACGAAAAAUGGGACUAUGA
Penicillium alfredii is the source of this 1155-nucleotide messenger RNA. Its product is annotated as Zn(II)2Cys6 transcription factor domain-containing protein. Lineage: Eukaryota; Fungi; Ascomycota; Eurotiomycetes; Eurotiales; Aspergillaceae. The transcript is spliced from 2 exons. The record is from RefSeq and is a predicted model, not a curated record. Gene Ontology annotation, molecular function: zinc ion binding; DNA-binding transcription activator activity, RNA polymerase II-specific. The coding region runs from base 1 to 1155 and encodes 384 amino acids. Gene Ontology annotation, biological process: regulation of transcription by RNA polymerase II.